Molecule: messenger RNA, 2839 nt
Organism: Oryzias melastigma (Indian medaka)
Lineage: Eukaryota; Metazoa; Chordata; Actinopteri; Beloniformes; Adrianichthyidae
Product: tumor necrosis factor alpha-induced protein 2
Exons: 11
Coding region: 617-2509 (630 amino acids)
Biological process (GO): exocytosis; exocyst localization
Cellular component (GO): exocyst
Molecular function (GO): SNARE binding
Source: RefSeq, a predicted model, not a curated record
GCGAUCAGGGUGAGUAUCUUCAGAGGAGCUCGCAGCUCUGGACUUGUCUUCAUCCUGUUUCCUUUUUGUUUCACAGCUUGGCUGUUUGAUUUUUUUUCUGUUCCCAGAUGUGGUUUGAUUUAGUUUGUUUUUAAAAGCUGUUCUUGAAAUCCUUACACAGUAAAUCUGCUCCACCUUCAUCUGCUCUGUUUCUAUUUUCAUGCUUUUGUUCACAUUGUGUUUCAAAGUUGCUAAACUUUUUGGAUGUUUUUAAUCCACUGAUACCUGAGUUAUUUUCAGCUAUGAAAAAUAAUGUAUUUAUGUUUUUUAUUUAAAGACAAAAUUCAGCGAAUGAAAGUAAUUUUGGGGCUGAAAUGGUUUAAUGAGGUUUGUGUUAUAGGCAUCAAGGAGUUAAUUUGUGCAACAGAUACAACAUACAGAAAGUGAAAAUGUAUCAACAAGGUUUUAAUAAAUGCAGUCGUCAAACUUAACCUGCUGCUUUCCUAAAUGAGCAACAGACCUCCAUGUGAAUGACAGUAUUUCUGUAAUCUAGUCCAGCUGUCAAACUGACUGCCGUCUCUUCAUCAGCUCCACCUUUGGUCCAGUUUCUGCGGUUGGAUCCAGAUCUGGUUCAAGCAUGCGGAUUCACUCAGACAUUGCAGUUAAUUUCAGGCGCAACCUCCCCCUCAGUCCAACCUGGUUCAGGGAGAGGAUGCAGAGGAUGGUGAAGCACCCCGGCCCCCCUCCUGUGGAGGUGGACCGUCUCUCUGUGAGUGAUGGAGGCCAGCCUCCAGAGUCUUCAGCAGGAAAUGCUACAUUCAAGCAGCUUCUGGAGGGGCAGUGUUUCCACGAGGCCACCCUGCAUCUGAUUAGCAGAGAAAGCAGUCUGCUCAGCCAGACAUCGGAGGAAGAGAUGGACAAGCUCGCUGCAGACCGAAGCCACCUGGAAAGCCUGGUUCUGCAGUGUUUACAGCAAAGCCUGACCCUGGCGUCUGCAGAGGUCAACGGGGAGGCCUCGCCGUCUGCUCUGAGGUCUGCGGUACAGGCCAUCUACCUGGAAGAGAAGCAGGAUGUGCUGAGGAGAGAAAAAGGAUGCCAGAAUCUCAGUCAGUGGCAAAUGCUCCACGACUCCACCCUGCGCAGCCUGGUGCAGGAUCGACUGGAGGGUCUACAAAUGGGCGCCGUAGGUCAAAAGAAUCAGUCGCACAUCCAGUCCCACAUCCAGAGCAUGGGCAGGCAGCUGAGGGAAGACCUGCUGUUGGUGGUCAGGCAGGUGAAGGCGUGCUACCCUCCAGAGGCAAAGAUCUGCCACUUCUAUGCCUCGCUGUAUCACCAGAGCCUCAGUACCACACUCACAGAUAUUGUGGAGUUUGUUCUGGAUGACCAGGACUGUUCUUUCAUCCUGCGCUGGGUCAACGAAUACUACCCGGGGAUCUUUGAAAACCCGGAGCUGGCCUGUGAGGUUGAUACUGCAGCUCUGGGAAAGCUGCUGCCCGAGGAGUCCCUGCGGAUUCUGGAGGAGCAGCACCUGACCAAGCAAAAGGAUGAACUGUCAACAUUCACAAGCCGAGUCCUGGAGGAAGAAGUCAGAAAGUGGAACCAGGGAGCCGAGCCCAGCACAGAGGAAGGCUGCUGCGUCAGUCAUCUGGCCUACGAUGUCAUUCAGUUCAUUAACGGGAUGGUGACGGCAGCAGAAACGGUUGUGAGAAGCCUGCGGAAAGCCCAGACCAUAACACUCCCUCUCCUGGAUUUAAUGCAGAGGUAUAAAGUGCAUCAAGAAGAGGCCAUCAAACAGAACAGAGCCAACACAAAGGCCAACAUGAAAGCCAAUCUGGGCUGCGUGGAACAGUUCAGAGACUUCCUUCGCAACAAGACACAUUUGUUCCCUGAGAAUGUGCAGGAAGGCUGUUUGCGUGUCCUGACUGACAUGAAACAGUCUGCAUGCAAUUAUUUAUUAAGCUCCGUGCACAAACGACUGAAGCCACAGUACCAGAAGCUGGGAACCAGUGAUUGGCUGAAGAAGAACAGCUUUCAGAAGCUGCUGGAGGCUUUGGAAAAGGAGCUGCAGCAAUUCCAGGAUGCGUCCCCCACCUGCCGGCAGGAGCUGAUUGGACAGUUUCACCAGGAAGUGACAGAGGAGUACGUCCGGAGGCUGCUGCGAGGAGACGUCAGGCUGAAGGCCCGGGAGCAGCAGGAGCGGGCGUACGCCGUUGUGAUGGACAAUGCUGAGAGUCUGCACCGCCUCUUCACCAAAGAGGGGUCAAAGGAGGACUGGCUGAAGGAAAUCCUGAUCAAGAUCGCAGAAGUGCUGAAACUGCAGGAUGUUCCUGCCAUCCAGAUGCAAGUGGCUUCACUGGGAUCCACCUACCCUGACCUCAGAGAAGCCCACGUUUCUGCUCUGCUCAAGCUGAAAGCAAACCUCUCCAAAGCCCACAGGAAAACCGUCAAAGCCACUCUGACAGACACUUUGAGAGAAAGGGUUCCUGGGAAUGGAGAUCGGCUGUUUUUCUCCAACAUUGAGGCCAAAUGAAGGGUCUCUGCUGGGAGCUGAGCUGCACCGUGUAGCCUGGGUCACUUCUGUUAGCAUGCUAACGUUUGUAAGCUGUAGGGUAAACGUCACUGUGUGCACAGGACAAAGCUUGGUUCAGUACUGUAAAUGCCACUGGUGUGCAUGAAUAAUGUGCAGAGUUAAUAAGUGUAGAGUUUAUUUUUAUAUUGUAUUGGUGCUUCCAGAGCAGCUUUAGGGGAUUCCUGCAGAAAGUCUGCGGAUAUUUGUGUCCCAUGUAAUGCUAGUUCUGCUGCAUCUCAAGUUCUCUUUUGUACCUAAAAUGAAAUGAAUAAACGUGAUGAAAUAAAAUGA